Messenger RNA from Rubroshorea leprosula, 1468 nucleotides. The record is from the annotation of a GenBank genome assembly. Lineage: Eukaryota; Viridiplantae; Streptophyta; Magnoliopsida; Malvales; Dipterocarpaceae.
UGUCUCUUGCUCAGUUCAUUUAAUUUCUUCUCUGGCUCCACCAUAAAUCUCGCUCCCAAUGAAGAUUGCCAUUAAACCCUUGUUCAAAUCCGAAACUCCUCAUCAUUUACGCAUCGCAGAUGUACUUCUACUUCAAGACGAGGAAGAGGAGGCUCUGAUUUUGAUGAAGGGUGACGACCGCAACCGGUCAGACUGCGCCUUGCCUCGCCGGAUUCUAGGGCGGCUAUUGGAAGGGCUAAGGUGGAGUAAACGGAGGAGAGAAAAAGAGAUCGAGAGCGAGAGAGGAAAUGAUGGAUCCGACGGUCAGGAUUCUUCGUCAUCUCUGGUUCCGGCGUUUGAUUCGCCAUCAGAUACGGCAGAAAGAUGUAGGAGAGAGAACUCUUUCAAUUUAGGAAUUGGUUGUUGUCUACUAUAUCUGGUUGCCGCAAAUAAAAAUGAACUGAACAAGAUGAUGGAGUUGCGGGCGCAAAUGGAGAUGAUUCUCCAGAAUGUAAAACUGGAAUCGCAAAGGAAAGAUGAACUCACCAAUACUCCUGAAACCAAUGAAAUAUUUGCAUAUUCCACAUCCGAUGCUGCGGCCCCAGAAGGUCCAGAAUCUAACACCCAAAUUCCUCCACCAUCAGAUCAUGUUGUAUCCGAUGAUCAGUCUUUGAAAUCUGAUGUGUCCAAACCGGAAGAUUGCUUUGGGGGAAUGAAUCAACUCGAAGCAGAACUUGAAAUGGAGCUAGAACGUUUGCAACUCCGCUUGGAUGCUGAGAAAUUCUUGGGUAAUCCGCAGGAGGAAAGCAUAAAGGUGAUGGAGGAGAAUACUUCUGCAAGAACCAGUUUCAGCUCCUCAGAAGUGAUUGAUGCUGGAUUCGAUAUUCAAGAAGACUGCUCUGAAUCACAAUCUGGAAUUCCUCCAUUUGAACUGGAGAGAAAAUUGCACGAACUGCUGGAAGCUAGACAGCAAGAACAGAUAAGAGAGCUAGAGGCUGCUCUGGGGUGCGUCAAACACAAGCUCCGCGAUAAAGAAACAGAGAUUUCAUGGUGGAAAGAAACUGCACGGCUUCUUUCACAGCAUGUUUCUGAAUCUUCAUGCCGCUCUUUCGGGAAUUUGCACUGAGAAAAUUGUAUCAUUAGAACACGCUCAAAUCUCCACAAUGGGUAUGAGAGAUUAGAAAAAUCAAUAAAUAGAUUUAAGUGUAGAAAGAAAGCAACUUGCAGGUUUGGUGUUGCAUUUCCUGUUUCUCUUUUUAAUCCUUGGAGUUGUAGCCAGUAAUUUUGGCUGUAUAUUUAAGAGCUUCAUGGAUGGUGUAGGGAUCUUCUUAGAUCGUUUGAAUAAGUUUAGAGGCCUGAUUAUAAUAAUCAAAACUAUAGACUUGAUAGAACUAUGUUUGGAAUGACAAGUACCACCCAUGUAAUUUUCCCUCUUUUAAAAGAAAAGUUUUGCUGGGUCCCUCCAAUUUAAUAAAACUGCUAAUGUUGA